Molecule: messenger RNA, 1869 nt
Organism: Solanum pennellii
Lineage: Eukaryota; Viridiplantae; Streptophyta; Magnoliopsida; Solanales; Solanaceae
Product: nuclear pore complex protein NUP50A
Exons: 2
Coding region: 260-1600 (446 amino acids)
Biological process (GO): intracellular transport
Cellular component (GO): cytoplasm; nuclear pore
Molecular function (GO): GTPase activator activity
Source: RefSeq, a predicted model, not a curated record
ACUCUUUUUCAAGUGAAAUGCGUGCAAGUUCACUACUAUAAACAAAAAAAAGAAAUAAAUUAGGGAAAGCAAAAAAAAUAGAAAAAGGAAGCUGAUUCUGUUCAUUAGCUCCGUCUAGGGUUUUUAUACACUUCGGUACCAUUUUCAUUACAGUAGAAAGUUUCUCUCUAAAACUACUUGAAGCAAUCAGAGUGCUUCCAGAAAUUUGAAUCGCCAUCAGCUUUUUAGGAACUCUUCCAGUGUCAUUCUGCAUUUUGGGAUGGGGGACGCGGACUCUCUUCAACCAUCAAAGAAAAGGGCUGCUGUAAAGGAACUAUCACGAGAUAAUCCUGGUCUUGAUGAUGAUAAUGAGUCAUCUGAACAGGAGAAUGGAACUUUCAAGAGAGCAAGUGAUGAGGUGAUGGCAAAUCGGAGAAUUGUCAAAGUUCGUAAAACAGCUUCGACUACAACUACUCCUUCUUCUAACCCUUUUGCGGCGAUCCAAUUGGUUCUACCUGCUAAUACCAGUACUCCUGCUGUGACCACAACUGAAGCUGGGAAUGGGACAACUUCCAAGAAGCCAGAAGAUUCAAAUGAUCAAAGUGAGGGAAUUAAAAAGGAAGAAACAGAUGUGAGUAAGGAAGCUGAUCAUGAGAAGGAAAGUGACGAAAAUUCUAAGCUACCCGAAAGCAAAUCUGAGUCAACAGCUGAUUCUAAUGUUGAUAAGGAGGAAGUUGAUAAGCCUAACAAACCUGAAUCUACUGAAAAGAAGGCAGUGGGAAGUGAAAAAAUUAAAGAUGACACUGAGACGGUCACUGUAGUGGAGAAGAGUGCAGAUGACAUAGAAGUGGAAGGCAAUAAGACGGAAAAUGAAAUGGAAAAACAUGUUGGCGAUGGAAAAAAUGACAAGGAUGCUGAAACUGCAUCUUUUGGCUCGUUUCAACAGCUCUCCAGUAGCCAAAAUGCUUUCACAGGACUUGCAGGAACUGGGUUCGCAAAUACUACAUUCUCAUUUGGAGCUAAUUCAAAAGAGGGAUCUCCACUAGGGUUUGGUUCUGAAUCAGGUGCUGGUUCUGGUUCUGGGUCUCUCUUUGGAGCAAAAAGCGAUCAGUCAAUUUUCGGUGUUAGUCUUCCCACUAAUGGAAAUGCUUCUCUAUUUGGUUACUCAGGGUCAUCUAGUGUAAAAAAGAGCGAGGGAACUGGAUUUCCUUCCAUGCAAGAGGUUCCGGUUGUAACAGGGGAGGAGCAUGAAAAGGCGAUCUUUACAGCUGACUCUGUGCUGUUUGAAUAUCUUAAUGGAGGGUGGAAGGAGCGUGGAAAGGGAGAGCUGAAGCUCAAUAUUUCAAGUGGAACUGGAAAAGCUAGACUUGUUAUGAGAACCAGAGGAAAUUACAGGUUGAUUUUGAAUGCCAACCUUUAUCCUGAAAUGAAGCUCGCAAGCAUGGAUAAAAAAGGUGUCACCUUUGCUUGUAUGAAUAGUGCUGAUGAUGGGAAAGAUGGACUUUCAACAAUUGCUUUGAAGUUCAAGGAUGCCUCUAUUAUUGAGGAGUUUCGAGCUGCUGUGAUGGAACAUAAAGAUAAGAUAGAAGUCUCUUUGAAGACGCCACCAAAUUCUCCAUGAACUUCAGAUGACUAAUAAUUUUGGCAACGAUGCAUAGAGAUUCUAUUUUCAUCACAGAACCCAUCUACAUUUUCCCCUUUUCUGCCCCUUUGCAUAGUUUUAAAAAAAUGUAGAAUAUUUUAUCCGUAGAUGGAUAACUUAUAAUCCUAUAUAGCAAGUAAAGUCUUCAACAUUAUGAUGUUGUUUAUCCCUAGUAUUUCUUCUCUUUUGAUUUUUGUUGUUAGCUCCUUGAAAUUACAAUUUGAAUUCCUAUCUCAAUGUAGAUACAA